Telopea speciosissima is the source of this 1560-nucleotide messenger RNA. RefSeq names its product G-type lectin S-receptor-like serine/threonine-protein kinase B120. NCBI's taxonomy places the organism in Eukaryota, Viridiplantae, Streptophyta, Magnoliopsida, Proteales, Proteaceae. The coding region runs from base 1 to 1560 and encodes 519 amino acids. The transcript is spliced from 2 exons. Gene Ontology annotation, biological process: recognition of pollen. The record is from RefSeq and is a predicted model, not a curated record.
AUGGGCUUCAGCAAUUCAAGAGUGAGUACUACUCUUCUUUAUUCUCUUACAUAUUUUUUCUUGUUUCUCAUAUUACCAAAUUGCAUAGCAAUAGACACCAUCAGUGCAAAUCAAUCAAUCACAGAUGGAGAAACCUUAGUAUCAUCUGGAAACAUCUUUGAAUUAGGUUUCUUCAGUCCUGGUAAUUCUACUAAUCGAUAUGUCGGGAUUUGGUAUAAGAAGACUUCAUACACACAAGUUGUUUGGGUCUUAAACGGGUUGAACCCGAUUUUGGAUUCCCAUGGAAGUUUGUCCAUCAACAAUGAAGGUAAUCUUGUUCUUCUAGAUGGGAACCAAAACGUGAUUUGGUACAAAAAUGCUUCUUCAACUAUGUCCAGUAAUAAUAGUACUGUUGCAAUACUAAAUGACGAGGGAAAUUUUAUCCUUAGUGAUAACCAAUCAAAUGUGUCGCUUUGGGAUAGUUUUGAUCAUCCCUCCAACACUUUAAUCCCAAACAUGAAACUCGGAGGUAAUGACAAAUUGGGAAUAAGUCUUAGAUUAACAUCUUGGGUAAGCGAAAAUAAUCCGGCACCGGGAAAUUUUUUCUUACGCCGGAAUCGACAACAAGUAGAACAAAUAUACAUCAUGAGUGGCUCAACUGCAACCAUCGUGAAUGGUUCAAAUGAAGUCACGCACUGGAGUUCCGGUCAGUGGAACGGACAGAGCUUCAUGGGAAUACCUGGAAUGCCUCAAGACUACAUUAACGGUAUCACCUUCAGUAGCGACGGCAAUGGAGGACAGUAUUACACGUAUACCACAUCUGAUAGUUCCAAUAUUUCUAUUGACAUUCUUGAUUCUUCAGGAAAUUUAGUGACAAAAAAUUGGGAUGACCAAAAGAAAGAAUGGGUUGAUAUAUGGUCUGCAAUCAGUAGCCAAUGUGAUGUUUAUGGUACAUGUGGGCCUUUUGGGAUUUGUAAUAAGACGGAAGCAGUGAUUUGUAGCUGUAUGACAGGGUUCCAACCCAAGUUCUCUGAUAGAUGGAGAAAUGGAAACUGGAGUGAUGGGUGUGUGAGAAGUACUCCAUUACAGUGUGGUUCUGGUUCUAAUUCUAGUUCUGGUUCUGGUUCUGGUUCUGAUCAAGACGGGUUUCUGAAAUUGGAAGGAGUGAAGUUGCCAGAUCUUGCAGAAUAUUCAUCAGCUCAGGACUUGAAUACGUGUAAUAGUAGUUGCUUCAACAAUUGUUCUUGUCUGGCUUAUGCGUACGUUACUGAUCCUGGGUGUAUGGUUUGGAGCACGGACUUGAUUGACGUUCAGCAAUUCUCUUCCGGUGGGGAAGACCUUUAUCUCCGUGUUCCAUCUUCAUUACUAGAAGAGCAUAGGUUUGGGUUGAACUCUUCAACUAUCAGAAGUAUCCCAAUUAGUGGCUUGGAUGUUUCACAAAGCAUUGUUGGGUUUAGUGGCUUUUAUCUAGAUCGGUUGAAGGUUCGAUUCAAUAGUCCAAAUGGGCAAAUUAAGAAGGUAGAGAACUUGUUGGUGUUGGACCAUGUUGGGUCCAACUCCAUGUGUGCAAGUGCCAUAUGA